GCGCCCGCGCCGGCCGCGCCCAAGGCGCCCGCGUCCGAGGCGCCCGCGUCCAAGGUGCCCGCGCCCGCGCCCGCGCCGGCCGCGCCCGCGCCGCCGGCGCCGCCCGCCGCUCCGGAGGCGCCGAAGGCGCCCGCCAAGGCCGAGUCGUUCCUCUUCGUCGACGUGCCGGCGUCGCCGCCCGCGCCGUCGGCGAAGAAGGCGGCGCCGGCGUUCCCGGCCGAGGCCGCCGCGCCGCCGGCCGCCGUGCCCGCCCAGGCCGCCGCGGCCCCGGCCGCCGAGGCGCCCGCGGCCCCGGCCGCCGCCGAGGCCGCCGCGGCGACCCCGCCCGCCGAGGCGCCCGCGGCCCCGGCCGCCGCCGAGGCCGCCGCGGCGACCCCGCCCGCCGAGGCGCCCGCGGCCGUGGCCGCCGCCGAGGCGCCCGCGGCGGCGGCGGCCGCCGAGGCGCCCGCGGCCCCGGCCGCCGCCGAGGCGCCCGCGGCGGCGGCGGUCGCGUCGUCGCUCAACGCCGACGCGCCGGUGUGGACCGCGCCCAAGUACCCGACCGCCCGAGCCUUCGAGCAGCUCCUCGCGAAGAACCAGCGCGCGGCGGAGAAGAAGCAGGCGAAACACCAGGCGAAGAAGGAGAAGCACGAGCGGGCGAAGGAGAAGCGGGCGCUGGCGAGGCUCGCGGCGAAGCGCGCCAGGGAGGCCGACGCGGCCGCGGCGUCGCCGCCGAAGCAGAUCCUCGCGCGCGGCUCCGCGCCGCCGUCCCCGGCGAACGCCGACGAGGCCGCGGCGCCCGCGGCGGCGGCGGCGGUCGCCGCGGAGACGCCCGCGGCGGCCGCGGAGGCGCCGGCGGCCGCCGCGGAGGCGCCGGCCGUCUCCGAGGCUUCGGCGCCCGCGCCCGCGGAGGCGCCCGCGCCGGCGCCUGCGGAGGCCGCG
Molecule: messenger RNA, 921 nt
Organism: Aureococcus anophagefferens
Lineage: Eukaryota; Pelagophyceae; Pelagomonadales; Pelagomonadaceae
Exons: 1
Source: RefSeq, a predicted model, not a curated record